Molecule: messenger RNA, 275 nt
Organism: Leptosomus discolor (cuckoo roller)
Lineage: Eukaryota; Metazoa; Chordata; Aves; Leptosomiformes; Leptosomidae
Source: RefSeq, a predicted model, not a curated record
GCCUUCUGGAGGAUGGGAAAUCAGCUCAGACAGGUGUAACCACAGCAUCAGCCACAGCUGGAACACUGAAUGCUGAGAAGAAGAACAACUGUGGUGCUCAGUGUGCGAACCCCAUGGUCCACAGCACGGGAGCUACGACGCAGAGACAGAACGGCUUCAGGGCAGCAGAGAGUAAAUGGGACACACAGAAAAUGUCCACAAAAGAAGUCACCAUUAAUGUUACAAAAAGCAUCAGACAAAGUGACAGAAGGAAAACAAAGAAUUGUGUCAAUUAA